AAAUUUUAGUCAUAACGUAGGAUUAGUUUAUUUACUAAUAAUAGAUGUUAUACCAUUUUUUGCAUAUAAACUAUUAGUUUAUUUGAUCUAAAUUUCUUUUAGUUUUUUUUGGUGAAGAACAUGUUCUUUAUUGAGGGCUGUACGUGUAUAUGGUCCAAUCUCUCAAUUUUUUUACUUUCUGAACUCCCCACACGAGUAUUCGAUUUAACUUUCAAUAAUUAAUUACUCGUCCUAUAUUUCAUUAUUUAUUUUUUUGGUGCAAGCUCUUAGCUCUAUUUUGUAUAUUUCAUUAUUUAUAAGCUCAAAAGUUCCACAACACCAUAACACCAUAAAACUCCAAAUCCACCACAACUCCAAAAGGAAAAAGAAAAAAUAGUUCCGCAACACCAUAAAACCCAAAAACCGCCCACUUCUACCAUCAAAGAAAGACAACACAGAGAAACGUUCCUCUCUGAAACCAAUCGUGGCUGUAUCUAAAAGAGUUCUCAUUUGUGAUUCUUGAUUGGUCUAAACCUUAAUCAAGAAGAUAUGGUAUGUUUCUGUUUCUUGGUGGAUCAGAAGAGGAAAGUGAAGCGGAGCAAACCGGCGGCAGGAACUUGCUCACGGUGCGGCCAUGGCGCUAGCAUCGCCGACAUGAAGACGUCGACGAGAUUUUGUUUCGUUCCAAUUUACUGGAAAUCUUGGAGAGCCGUUGUUUGCAGUUUCUGUGGCUCUGUUCUUAAGUCCUACCGUUAAAAGAUUUUCCAGUUUAUCAACCACUAGAUUUUCAUUACAAUGUUUAACAUAAUUAUAAAAUAACAUAUAUAUAUGUAUGUGUGUGGGUAGUAUAGAGAUCAUAGGUUUUCUUUUGAAUAAAAUUCUACGAGUCUACAUGCAAGAGGAUUUUUUUGACAUGUUAAAACCUCUUGUAAUUAUUAAACGGAACUAUAUGGGUAGGGUCAUCGUAUAAAUAUAAUUAAUGAGUGUGAAAGUGAUUAGUGUUCUGAAUAUGAUUUUAAUAGUGUAAGAUGUUAUCUAAUUUGUAUAAUUGUUUUCUCGAUUAUUAUAACACAAGAGCUUUUUUUGUUGUUA
Molecule: messenger RNA, 1071 nt
Organism: Brassica napus (rape)
Lineage: Eukaryota; Viridiplantae; Streptophyta; Magnoliopsida; Brassicales; Brassicaceae
Exons: 1
Coding region: 529-735 (68 amino acids)
Source: RefSeq, a predicted model, not a curated record